AAUCAUUCUGCAACAAAGAACCUCUCUCUUUGUGUUUUGAAAACCAAUAAAACUAGGCACCCACCCCAACAUCCACCACACUCCACUCUCACUCACUUUCUUUCUCAGAACUAGAAACAAAAAUGGCUCCAAACCAACCAUUUCUAGUUCUCACCUUCACACUCUUCAUCACCAUAACUCUUUCCCUUGCUCCACCCACCACCUCCACCCGCGCCACCCCAAUUCACGGUUCUUCUGAGUCCUCCACCGCCGUCCUCGACGUCUCCUCCUCCCUCCACCAAGCUCACCAAGUUCUCUCCUAUAGCACUCAACUUGUGGAAUCUUCUCUCAAGGAAGAAACCCAUCACAAACCCACUUCCUCUUCCUCCUUCUCCGUCCAGUUACACCCAAGAGGGACAGUCCUCAAUGAAAAACACCGUGACUACAAAAACCUCGUACUUUCCCGACUCGCUCGUGACUCAGCCCGAGUCAACUCGCUCACCUUGAAGCUCAAGCUCGCACUCAACGGUGUCAACAAAUCGGAUCUCCACCCGACCCAGAUGGACCAGCUUCUACCGGAGGCUCUCUCCACGCCUGUCUCCUCCGGUACCGGUCAAGGCAGCGGCGAGUACUUCAGCCGGGUCGGUGUGGGUCAACCCGCGAAGCCUUUCUACAUGGUUCUCGACACCGGAAGCGACGUGAACUGGCUUCAAUGCAAGCCUUGUGCUGAUUGCUACCAACAAUCCGACCCGAUUUUCGACCCGACAACGUCCUCCACCUACGGCCCGUUGACAUGCGACGCUCAACAGUGCCAGGCGCUGGAGGUUUCAGCCUGCCGGAACGGGAAGUGCCUCUACCAAGUCUCAUACGGUGAUGGGUCAUUCACCGUUGGGGAAUUCGUGACUGAAACGAUGUCGUUCGGCGGAUCCGGGUCGGUGAACCGGGUUGCAAUCGGGUGCGGCCACGACAACGAAGGUUUAUUCGUCGGCGCCGCCGGGUUGCUUGGUCUCGGAGGUGGGCCGUUGUCGUUAACCUCACAGAUCAAAGCAUCGUCGUUCUCGUACUGCUUGGUGGACCGUGACUCAGGGAAAUCGUCGACGCUCGAGUUCAACUCAGCUCGACCCGGCGACUCAGUCACUGCACCACUACUGAAGAACCAGAAGAUCGGAACCUUCUACUACGUGGAGCUCACCGGCGUCAGCGUCGGAGGCCAGAUGGUCGGCAUUCCGCCGGAGACAUUCGAGAUGGACCAAACCGGCGCCGGCGGGAUUAUCGUGGACUCCGGCACCGCCAUAACUCGGUUGCGAACUCAGGCUUACAACUCGGUCCGUGACGCGUUCCGGAGGCUGACUCAGAACCUGCGUUCCGCCGAGGGGGUUGCGCUGUUCGACACGUGCUAUGAUUUGUCGACUCUGCAGUCUGUGCGUGUCCCCACCGUGUCGCUCCACUUCAGCGGCGGCAAAACGUGGUCGUUGCCGGCGAAGAAUUACUUGAUUCCGGUGGACUCCGCCGGUACUUUCUGUUUCGCGUUCGCGCCUACGACGUCGUCUUUGUCCAUUAUAGGGAACGUGCAGCAACAGGGGACACGUGUCAGCUUCGAUCUUGCAAAAAAUGAAGUUGGAUUCUCACCCAACAAGUGCUAGAUUUGUAAUUGACCUAUUUAACCCUCAUCCUAGCAUUGCUCUAUAUAAUAACAUUAUAAAAUUUAUAAUUUAUGAUGUGGGGAGAAAAAAGAAUUUUAGUAUAGGUUUAGGUUUUUAAUUAUUAUGGUCUUGGGGUUUAAUUCUAGAGAGAAACAAAAAAAAGGGAAAAGACCAUGCUUAGCAUUAAAGUGUUUAGGUGAUAAAAGUCAAGAACAGCCCACAUAUGGUAGAGAAGGAUUUUCCUUUUCCCUUGAUUGUGUGGAGUGGGUUCAUAAAUUAUUAGUCCUGCAUGGGUUAAUUUUAAUUUCUAAAAAUGGAUUGUAAGUUGUAACUAUAAACUCCAUGGCAUGGCUUGCAAAUUUGUUCAACCCUUGGGGGCUAUUUUUAGUUCUGAAGAUUGAAGUUAUAUAUUCUUGUAAUUUAUGGUAGUAUUAUUGUAAAGGGUUGCAUGUAGGCCAUAUGGCUAACAGUGUGACAUUGAUAUGAUAUUAAAUUUCACAUGGAUCUGAGUGAUUAAUAUUUA
Lotus japonicus is the source of this 2145-nucleotide messenger RNA. Its product is annotated as protein ASPARTIC PROTEASE IN GUARD CELL 1-like. Gene Ontology annotation, molecular function: aspartic-type endopeptidase activity. Lineage: Eukaryota; Viridiplantae; Streptophyta; Magnoliopsida; Fabales; Fabaceae. The coding region runs from base 123 to 1622 and encodes 499 amino acids. The transcript has a single exon. The record is from RefSeq and is a predicted model, not a curated record. Gene Ontology annotation, biological process: proteolysis.